AUGCCCCUGAAGAUUUUUUGCGUUCGACGAGCAGAGCCCAAAACGCACGACGGAGCGCCAGACGUUUCGCCUUCCUAUUCCGUCCAUGUCUGCCCACCACCCAGAAAGGGAAACCCUCCUGAACUCUCCUCAAUCGACCCAGCAGUUCCUGAUCAGCGCACCGCCUCUCUCGCCGGGCAGAACUCUGAAGCCCGUCCCGCACGGCAUCGAACUCGAAGGAACGUGGUUGACGCCCACCGCGAAACGUCCACCGUCGUGUCCGAGCCCAAGCUAAGGGUCCGUAAUAAGCUCGGUGCCAUCGGGCUCGAGCUCCGGCUGGAGCAGGCGGCGCAACAGCAGCGUCGUCGUUCGGACGGGAGCAACGGAUUUCACCCCCGAGUUUCGCCCGACGGGACGUUCCAUCCCCAACAGCAACAGGCGCCGUCGCUCACGCCUGGGGAGGGUUCUCAGCAGGGAGUCCCGUCCUAUCCGAUGCAUCUCGGAGCCCACGGAGCCAGCCUUCCCCAGCAGCCCUCGCCGCCGCUGCUCGAUCUAUCGGGCUAUCCCCUUCGCCAGCAGGUUCAGAUGCAUCCCUCUCUCCAGCCCUUUCUCACCGGGGGCGAGGAAAUGACGGGCAUGAAGUUCGAUCAGCACUUGGGUCUCCCUACUCCCCCACGCCUGUUGGAAUGAGGGUGUAGGUGCUCGUCGCUGGCAAUGACGCCAGUGUUGGCGAUCGCAUCGACGGAGAGGUGAAUUUCGUUCUGGUCUACUGUAUUCGGGUUUUCUUUUUCUCUUUUUCUCUUUGGUGCUUGCGUGCGGACAAUGGUCCUUCCGAAGUAGUAUCGGCUUUCUCGUUCUCGUGGUUCUGUAUGAUAUGCUCAAUCGAUGUGCGCUGCAUCGACAGCCGUUCUCCCCCGUUUACCAUCCUUCAUCACGUAUCCGUAUCUAAAUACUCUACGGCUCGAAGUCCGCGUCUGCUCACUCUUUGUUCCGCUCUAUCUCUAUACCACUCUUAUUACCUAAUCGUGUUCGCAUGCUACGUACCAUGAUUCGAUCGUUCUGCUCCUUUGUUGCCCACCCCGAUCAGUUCGUUCGUUUAUCAUUGCUUCGUUUUCGAGUCUGCGGGUACUGAAGAAAAGUCUUCAUGUUUUCGUUCCACGUAAAUGGUCUCAUGUGUUCUGG
Coniophora puteana RWD-64-598 SS2 is the source of this 1161-nucleotide messenger RNA. RefSeq lists its product as uncharacterized. The record is from RefSeq and is a predicted model, not a curated record. NCBI's taxonomy places the organism in Eukaryota, Fungi, Basidiomycota, Agaricomycetes, Boletales, Coniophoraceae. The transcript has 4 exons. The coding region runs from base 1 to 669 and encodes 222 amino acids.